This is a messenger RNA of Aspergillus homomorphus CBS 101889, 2223 nucleotides long. RefSeq names its product RNA 5'-triphosphatase domain-containing protein. Gene Ontology annotation, molecular function: mRNA guanylyltransferase activity; protein tyrosine/serine/threonine phosphatase activity. NCBI's taxonomy places the organism in Eukaryota, Fungi, Ascomycota, Eurotiomycetes, Eurotiales, Aspergillaceae. Gene Ontology annotation, biological process: dephosphorylation; 7-methylguanosine mRNA capping. The transcript has 2 exons. The record is from RefSeq and is a predicted model, not a curated record. Bases 1 to 2223 code for a protein of 740 amino acids.
AUGGAAUCUUCAAUCGCACCUCCGACUUCCCCUACCACAUUCCGCCCUGGUAUCGCGGAAGCUGGUGCGCAUUUGCGUAUCUGGGACACGGUCUACUCUACAAUCUCUCAAUCGGGCGCUUUCGUCUCAUUCUAUCAUCUUCUUCAGGUCUCUCGUUGCGAUGGAUCACUGAAUUGGGGCAAAAUUGUGUUUCUGACUACCUGCAUCGUCACAAUGGUCGGCUGUGGGUACAUCACUUCGUUCUUGCGGCGAAAGGGCUGGGGAGCUACUCCAGCCAAGAAGCGCUUUCGCCGCGCUCUGCGCAAAGACUACUCCAAACGCUCUGCUGGUACUGUGACUUCUUCGGAAGAUGAGGACUAUGACAGUACUGGUUCCCUACGCUUCGGCCCCGAUGACACUAUGCUAGAGAAACGGGAAGCGCCUCAGCAUCAUGAAAAGACCGAGAACGCGCAUGAUACGGACCCGGGUCUUUUGAAGAAGCACUCGACAUACCUCUCAUACACAACAUCCAUCGCGACCUAUCCGUCUAUCAGGACCUUCAAUCGACCUCAUCCACAGAUGGACAAGCUGCCCACCAAGCCUACCCCAAUUCCGCUAUUGGUCUUUGUACAUGGCUUGGGUGGGUCUUUGGCACAGUUCAACCAUCUCCUGACGAGCCUGUCCAAUAUUGGGCCUUGCUUCGGUAUUGACCUGCCUGGAUGCGGGUUGUCGCCAUUCAAGCCGGACUCCUGGGAUGCAUAUACCGUUGAUGCGUUGGCAGAGCUGUUGGCGACAGCUAUCGAGCAACACCGUGACAAAGAAGCCGGUCAAGGCGUGGUCUUGAUCGCCCAUAGUUUGGGCUGCUCGCUGUCUGCGCUAUUAGCGUCUUCCACCUCUCAGAUCGGUUCUGGUUUGAAAGAGCAUGUUCUGGGACUCGUUGCCGCCUGCCCCCGUGCAACGCCGCCACCUCCUCAUGAAGUUGCCCAAUUCCGUCGCCUACUCCAGAUCCCCAGUCCGAUAUUCGAUCUUUGGCGCUACUGGGACCGACGUGGUGGCUUGCACAGUAGCAGUGUCAACAGACUUGUGGGUGCGGCAGCAGACCCCGAUACGAGGGAGCUUCAAGUACGAUACAACAAGCAGAGCAAAACCCCGGUGUGGAGGCGGAUGGCUUGGGGAACGCUCCCUGCCUACGAUAAGUCUGGUAACCCCGUCGGGGGUAUCCCCGGUGAGGCAGUGUGGGCGGGGGUGGAGGUUCCUGUACUCCUCGUGGCUGGUGAGGCUGAUGCAGUGACAAAGCCCAUUGAGCUACAAAAGAUUCUGGAAUUUUUCGGCCAAAGCGGUCGCAGCGUUGACGAUGGCGCGGGUGCCCUUUCCUCGAUUCCCGAUGCCUCCCAAAUACAUGACAAGGAGCCUGCUUCUUACGACCAUCGGGCACACGAGGAGAGCUUUGGACUCGAGGUGCAGGUUAGCGAGAAGAAGUUGACAAGUGAGAGGGGUGAAGCGAACCCGCACCGGCGUGCUGUGAAGACUGUCAUUCUUCCGGCGCCAGCAUCACAUGCUUUGAUCUACGAUCGUGCAACCUAUCGUACUUUGGCCGGAAUCAUCCAAGAUUUCCUCAACCAACACAUUGAUCACCGUCUCAGCAUGGGAUGGCAGUUACAACAUCUGAACACCUCCGGCAAGUGGGACGUGAAGAACCUGGCGAAGUGGAAGAAGGUAAAGCCAGUCUCACAACGCAUUGCCGAUACAUUCGUGGCUAUGAAGAUGCUGCGGGAGGUCGAUGAGGAACACAAUCCGGUCUUGUUCUCGCAGACCUACCGCGACCGCAUUUAUGCCGUGGUCGAUAUUAGCUACGAGAAUCCGGUGUACAACCCAGCCUCGAUGGAAAAGGGCGGGAUUCAUUACCAUAAACAUCCAACGGUGUCGAAGAUACCUCCAACGCCGGAUGAGGUUCGAGACUUCAUCGCCUUGAUCGAUCGGUUGCAGAAUGAGAUUACUGAGAAGAUGGAGAAGUCCGAAAACCAGAAAGGUUCACGUCCAGUUAUUGGAGUUCACUGUCACUAUGGAUUCAAUCGCACGGGAUUUCUGAUUGUCAGCUAUCUGAUCGAACGGCGCGGAUACUGUGUUCCUGCAGCGCUCGAGGAGUUCGAACGACAGCGUCCUCCGGGCAUCCGACACGAACAUUUUAUUGAUACCCUAUUUGUGCGAUACUGUGUUGGGCUGAAGCGAGCGCCCACGCUCUGA